Molecule: messenger RNA, 1720 nt
Organism: Myripristis murdjan (pinecone soldierfish)
Lineage: Eukaryota; Metazoa; Chordata; Actinopteri; Holocentriformes; Holocentridae
Product: methylated-DNA--protein-cysteine methyltransferase
Exons: 5
Coding region: 114-680 (188 amino acids)
Biological process (GO): DNA repair
Cellular component (GO): nucleoplasm
Molecular function (GO): methylated-DNA-[protein]-cysteine S-methyltransferase activity
Source: RefSeq, a predicted model, not a curated record
GCUCUCCCUUCACAUUGUUUUCAACAAGGAAGAGAGGACAGCAAUUCAAAUAGUCGUACAGAUUAAAUAACUUUCACUGUAAGCUGUAGGCUUCCUUAAAGCAGGGCAUUGAGAUGAAGAAGCCGAGGGAGAGCCAGUGCACUCAGAAGACCAUCUCAUUGCUGAGCCCCCUGGGGAAGAUCCAAGUCAGUGGAUGUGAGAAUGGUGUGCACACCAUCCAGAUCCUAAUGGAUGUCGCACCUGCUGAAAGGAGUGACGAGGCCCCCUUGAGCUGUGUGGUCAACGAUAGCCCAGCAGAAAUGAGCCCUGAGUUGCAGCGCUGCGUUGAAUGGCUCCAGGCGUACUUCAGUGAGCCGCAGACCAUUGGGAGUCUCCCGCUCCCUGCCUUUCACCACCCCGCCCUGCAAGGAGAUGCAUUCACCAGCCGCGUGUUGCAGAUACUUCUGAGGGAUGUGAAGUUUGGAGAGACGGUCUCGUACAAACGCCUCGCUGAGAUGGCGGGAAACCCCAGGGCGGUACGAGCAGUGGGAGGGGCCAUGAGGAGGAACCCGGUUCCUCUCCUAAUUCCCUGCCACAGAGUCAUUUCUAGCAGUGGACAGAGUGGGCCGUACAUGGGCGGCAAGGGCGACCAUCUCAAACAAUGGCUCCUCACCCAUGAGAGGCAGAGAGAGGAACGCUAAAGCAUGACAGAGCCCAACUGUCCCUCAUUCAGUACACACACACACACACACACACACACACACACACACACACACAAGGCCAGUUUUUUUUUUUUUUUUUUUUUUUUUUUUUUUUAUUGCACAAAACAGGGCCAUAAAGUUUAGCGUGCUUGGCACACACUGUGGAACAACUGGAGCUACUUGUAAAUAUUCAGUUUAUACUCCUUUUUUUAAAUCUAAGAAUAGAGAUGCUGCAUAGUUAAUGUGAUACAGAGUUGUUGCAGAAUUAGAAUGUACAAAAAUAACUUAAACAGAGAACAGUAGGAAUUACAAACAUAUGCUCCCGUGGGUCUCAGUUCCGUUUGCCAGAUAUUGCUGGAAUGGUUUUUCUAAAGAAUUAUUAUUCCCUUAAAAAUAUGUCUCUCACAUUGUUGUUGUUGUUUUUUUUUUUUUUUUUUUUUUUUUUUUUGCUUUUCCUAAGCAGAAUUAGUCUUUGUACCUCUCGCUGGUUAUUUAAUUUCCUGCCAAGUGAAUGCUUUGUUCAACAUCCAGUGAUAAAGGCUCUGAAUUUUACCGCUACAAAGCUUUGUUGUGAGGCAUUUGUUUUGUCUUCAUUUAGAUCUCAUUGUUUGCUCCACCUAGAGUGGUGAUGCCAUAUGCAUUAUAUACUAUAUUUUUAUGUUAUAUAAUAAAUGUUCAAAUAAAUAUAUUUCUAUGUGUCAAAUCUUACCUUGACAGCAUUUUAAUUAUAUUUAAUUUUUAAAUUGCUUUCAUGUAUUCUUUUCUGUCUGUUCAUCUCCGAUCUCAAAAUUAAUUAUGCUGUACGUCUUCUCUCCUCACUCCAAUACAGUAUGUUAGAGCUCCUUGCUUUAUUUCUGAGUUGUGUUUUCCAUUAGAGGGCAGUACAGAACGGGAAACAGAAAUCAACAUUUCAACCUUGACUUCUUCCUGCACAUUUAAUCUAUAUCUUAAAUGCUUACAUAUUAUGUCAUUUUCAUCAUAACCUGGUUUGAUCCCUUAGAGAUGAAUUAUUCUUUCUCAGAAAGACCAUAGGAACAGGU